Petromyzon marinus (sea lamprey) is the source of this 2142-nucleotide messenger RNA. NCBI's taxonomy places the organism in Eukaryota, Metazoa, Chordata, Hyperoartia, Petromyzontiformes, Petromyzontidae. The record is from RefSeq and is a predicted model, not a curated record.
CGAGGUCUCGCGAGAUUUUGGAGCAAAACAAAAAGAUGGCAGCGUCCACGAGUGAGCGUGCGGCCUGGUUGGUGGUUCUCCGUCAAUUGCGAACGCGCACGCUUCGAUAUUUGCAAUCUGUCACGGUUACAAUACACCCACUCUCUCGUGUAAUGAUGUUGACGGCGGACUUAAGCAUUAGAUGAAAUUGCACGCGGGUUCAGUGGUCUCCCACUGCGCUAUGAAGCCAACGACAAUUACUGCUGUCCCAUAAGCUGACACCGAAGCCAAGACUGUGAGCUGAGAGCAGCAAUCCACUACGAACCUUCUCAUUCGUGAUCUGCCUCUGCUGCAAGCUGGCAAUAGUUGUGAGUUGGCGUUACUGUAAACUGCCACAACAGACGGACUGUCUCGGAAGCGAGGCUUUUUUUAUAUUUGUUAGCUGUGGAUGUGUUCCCACUCGUAAGCCCUCGCAAGCAAUAAGCAGUCUUGGCCGUGACGAUGCGUUUGCCCAGCGGCCUGCGAGCUGCAUUGCGGCCAGUGGCGGCCGGGUUGCACUCCCGGAUGGCAUUUUGCGACGCCAAACAGGAGGACGAGGCCCCGACAGCGACGAAGUACGUGGGACGCAACGCCAAGCCCAAGGGCCGUGUGUUUGUAUGGGGCUUCACCUUCACGGGCGCCCUGGGCAUCCCAAAUUUCGUGUCGCCCGUGUCCAAGAGGCACAAGCCCCGGAAGAUACAGUUCACGCCGCACCGGCUGGAAACGGAUGACAAGAUCAUCUCGGCAGCAUGUGGUUAUGGAUUCACUCUGCUGGCCUCCAAAACCAAGGACCUCACCAAGCUGUGGGGUGCAGGGUUGAACAUAGACUCACAGAUCGGCUUUCACAGGAGCCGGAGUGACAGAACGAAGAGUUACGAUUACAUCCUCGAGCCAUCGCCGGUACCGCUUCCGCUGGUGGAGCAUCAGCAGACGCGCGUCUUGCAGGUGGCGUGCGGAAGAGCGCACUCCCUGGUCCUCACCGACAACGAAGGAGUCUUCAGCAUGGGAAACAACGCUUAUGGCCAGUGUGGGAGAGUAAUUAUUGAGGAUGAAGUUUAUAAGGGCAGCAGAUUAAUACAUAAAAUUGAGGGCAUAGAAGGGAAGGUAGUGGAGGUGGUGUGUGGGCAGGACCACAGCCUGUUCCGCACGGAGAAAGGCGAGCUGUAUGCUUGUGGCUGGGGUGCAGAUGGCCAGACUGGUCUGGGCAGCUAUGAGAUGUGCAGCACACCAAAACGGCUCGGAGGUGACUUGUCGGGUGAGCCGGUGGCCCAGGUGGCGUCGUACGGAGACUUUUGCCUGGCAGUCAGUGAGUCGGGAGAGCUGUUUGGCUGGGGCAACUCGGAAUACCGGCAGCUGGCUGCCAUCACAGAUGCCGUUCAGAUAAAUGUUCCCAAACACAUACCGCUUAAAAAUGUGGGGAAAGUGAAAAUGGCAGCUGCCGGUGGCACCAUUUGUGGAAUCCUUAACGAGGAGGGCGAGGUGUUCGUGUGGGGAUACGGGAUCCUGGGGAAGGGGCCUCGGCUCUCGGAGACGGAGACUCCCGAGCAGAUACCACCCUCUCUGUUCGGACGCACCGAGUUCGACCCCGACAUCAGAGUGAAGACGCUUCGUUGUGGACUCCACCACUUUGCUGCCGUGAAUACUCGCGGUGAACUUUUCAGCUGGGGUAAGAACAUGCGCGGGUGCCUGGGAAUUGGCCGGCCAGAUGACCAGUACUUCCCUUGGAGGGUAACGGUUGCAGGGGAGGUGGUGGACGUGGCGUGUGGGGUCGACCACUCUGUGGCGCUGGCCAAGACGUUGAUUUGACGUUUGCCGACAUGACUGGACAACAACCAAACCUGUGGUGCUACCCCCCCCCCACCUCCCUCAGUAGCUUGGGGGGGGGGGGGAGGUGCAUGACACAUGACACAGUGUUAAAGUGAGAAUAAGAUCACACUUUAAUUGAUGAAUCAGUGUAUUGUUACAUGCCCAGGAGUGUACAUGGAUUUGUCCAUUGCUAUGUAUAUUUUGUAAACUUGUUGAAAACCGUUAAUUUGGCUGAUCAUAAGAGCCUGGAAUAGCAUUGAGAAUAAUUUGAGUUAUAUUUUGUGAAUUUGUUUUCAUAUUAAAAGCCAUCUAAAUGUG